AGAAGAACAAAGGGAAGAUUGUAAUGAAUUAUGAGUUUGUAACUCAUGUUUCUUAUGUGAGGAGAAGAAAAGAAAAGAAACGCCCAUGAGUUUCUUCUCUAGAACAAGCUCUGCCGUUUCCUUCAAAUGCACAAAGAGGUUCUAAUUCCACAAAAUCUCUCCCUGUCGUUAUAUCUUUGAUCUACCAUGGAACUCGUAACAUGCAAGCUGAAUAAUGAAAAAUAGUGAGAGAAGAACUCCUCUGCCUCGCAAUCCGUGGGUGGUUUUCCUUUUGCUGGGGGAAAAACUCCCUUGCUAUUGGGUAAAUCAAACUCUGACCCUUCAUUCUAGCUUUGAGAAAGAAGAAUUUCCCAAUAGCAACAAUGGAGCAUCAUCGUCACCAAUCUACUACAAUAGCAUGCUGCUGCUUCAUUUGGCUACUGGGAUUGCUUCAACAUGCCUCUUGUUACGCCACCGAGAACCGAACCAACAAGCUCCCAGAGUUCCAAUCGGAACUUCAACGAAGAUCAUCUUCCUCAGCUGCUGCCGCCGCCUACAAUCCGGCCAACAAAUCUUCGAUAUCCAUGAUGCAUCCGAAACGGCAGAGAGGGAAAGUGUUCUACCCGAUCGGGUACGGAGCCGACCCGAGCGGAUCACGAGACAGUGCAGAUCCCAUUCUCAGAGCCAUCAACGAUGCGUUUCAAUUGCAGAACGGCCACCGCCGUCAAUUGCUCCCCGGGAUACACGAUUUGGGCGGAAUCGUCAUCGAUCUCCAAGGCGGAAACUUUCUCAUCAGCAAACCCAUCCGGUUCCCUCCCGGCACCGGCAACAUUGUGGUACAGAGUGGGAGCCUGAGGGCGUCCGAUGACUUUCCGGCGAACCGUCACCUGAUCGAGCUAUGGUCCCUUUCGCCACGUGUCACCGACAAGGCAUCCUAUUACGAGGGAAUUACAUUCAGAGACAUCAUCUUCGAUUCCAGCUACAGGGGAGGAGGGAUUCGGGUCGUGGACUCCGUCAGGAUCCGAAUCGACCACUGCUUCUUCCUCCACUUCACCACCCACGGCGUUCUGAUCAUCAAAGGCCACGAGACCCUCAUCUCCAGCUGCUUCCUGGGCCAGCAGCCCACGGUCGGCGAGGAUCAAAUGGAGAAGCACUACUCCGGCACCGCCAUCGACAUCGACAGCAACGACAAUGUCAUCACCGACGUCGUGAUCUUCUCCGCCGCCGUGGGGAUCGUGCUGAGGAGCGAGGCCAACACCGUGACCGGAGUCCACUGCUACAACAAGGCCGACGUCUACGGCGGGGUCGGGAUUCUGGUCAAGCCAGAGGCGUCGCUGACUAGGAUCGGAAACUGUUACAUGGAUUUCACCGGCGUGGUGAUCGAGGACCCGAGUCAGGUCCGGGUCACCGACGGGUUGUUCAUCGGCGGGGCGAAUGUGGUUCUCCGGUCGAUCAAGGGUUCGAUUUCGGGGCUGAACAUUGAGGGGAACAUGUUUCGAGGGUACGAAGGGGUGGGGAACUCGAUUGUGGAAUUGGAUGGGAAUUUCACCGCCGUGGAUCAGGUGGUGAUCGAGAGGAACAAUGUGAAGGAUAUGGUUCUGAAAUCGACCGCCGGGAGGGUGACGGUGGCCGGGCACGGGUCGAGGUGGGUUGCGGAUUUCUCGCGGGUUUUGAUUUUCCCCAACAGGGUAUCUCACUUUCAGUAUGCGUUUCACAUCCGAGGGGCGGCGGAAGGUGGCGGUGGCGUCGGAAAUAAUGUGACGCAUUGGGUGAGCGGAGUGCGGCGCAAUGCGGUGGUCGUGGAGAGCAGUGCAAAGGUGAACGCGGUGGUGUCGGUGGUGGUUGAUCAGUAUAACGCGGUGGAUGAAACGAGUUACUUGUUAUCUGAAUCUUGAGGUAGGACAUUGGAGGGCGAUGGUCCUAAUUGUACUUUUUUAUAGAGGACGAAGCAAUC
Linum tenue is the source of this 1933-nucleotide messenger RNA. Lineage: Eukaryota; Viridiplantae; Streptophyta; Magnoliopsida; Malpighiales; Linaceae. The record is from the annotation of a GenBank genome assembly.